AUGCGUGGGAGAGACCAUUCUCACCUCAGGUAUAAUUCCGUACUUAAUCAAGAUGAUUUUGAGGAGAUAGAAGAGAUAGGUCGAGGAUGUUUUGGUACUGUUCAUAGAAUUAGACGUAAGAGUGAUGGUAAGGUCUAUGUCUGGAAGAAGAUGUGUUAUGGAAACAUGUCUCAAUUAGAAAAAACUCAAAUUGUGACUGAGGUCAACGUUUUGAGGAAAUUAAACCAUAGGAACAUUACCAAGUAUAUUGAUAGAAUAGUGGACAGACAUAAACAAUAUAUCUACAUCAUAAUGGAACACUGCGAUCAAGGUGAUUUGGGGACUUUUUUAAAAAAGAGUUCUAGAAGAAAAUUGAGUGAUGCACGAACGAAACUGUCUGAAGUGUACUUAAGCGAAGAUGAUCUUAUCUCAAUAUUUGUUCAGUUAUUAGAUGCUUUGAACUACUGCCAUACAAGAAAUACAAAAGUCCUACACCGUGAUAUAAAACCUCAAAAUAUAUUUCUGAUAAUACCAGACGAAAUUUAUAGCAUAGAAGAUGUGAGAGAUUAUGAAGAUAAAUUGAGAAAAAACCAUACGACAGAUUUUGGAUUUCAUUCAUUUAAUGCUAUAGUUAAAUUGGGGGAUUUUGGACUAGCGAAAUGUCUAACUGCCCAACAAUUUGCUACAACCCAUGUUGGUACACCAUAUUAUAUGUCUCCAGAAGUUUUGAGUAAAGGAGAAUAUAAUGAAAAAAGUGAUAUUUGGUCUUUAGGAUGCUGUAUGUAUGAAAUUAUUACAGGAGAACCUCCAUUCUACGCAAAAAGCUAUGAGGAACUAAGAGAAUAUGUUAGCUAUGGACCCACUCCAACCUUGCCGAAUUACUAUUCUGGCGAAAUUGAAAAUGUGCUAAGUUUAAUGUUUGAAAGAGAUCCCGUAAAGCGUCCAUCAGCUUUACAACUACUUAAUCAUCCCUAUAUUCAAAAAAAGAGAUCAGAAUUUUAUUAUAAAUGGGAAUAUUUAUUUCUUUUACAUGAAUAUUAUAGAGUUGUUGAAUACAGUCACUUUCUUGAAUCUUAUGCAUUAUUUAAGGAUGAUUGUACAGAGUCAGAAAACUCGACUCUUGAUACCUCUAGAGAUUCAAGUAAAAGCGACCGUGAUGGUUCAAAAGAUAACUACUAUCCUACUGUAAAUCAAACUUCGUACAAGAUAUCAACUGCAGUUAGUAUCAAGAAUAUUAAAACAGAAAAUUCCAGUGAUUUCAGCAACUUAGAUGUGAAGAUAUCCUCUCGCCCGAACACAUCCCAAUACUUCACUUCAAAUAAUAUUAUUACUACCCCUCAACGUACGAUCAGUUCUAAAUUUGAAAAAUCUCCAAAAACCUUGCCUUGUAGAUACAAUAGUAGAUAUUUAAAGAACUACUUAAGUUUUAAUAAUGAUAUAAAUGAUAAUUUGAAAUACCCUGAAAGUUCUCCAAUACGUGGAUUGCUUCCUAAAACCAAAUAUUCCUAUAACUCAGAAAAUAAUAGAACUGAAAAUUUGAUCAUUCAAUCAGAACGACGUUUAUCAAUGUGGGUAGAGAGAUUUAAUUCCAGAAGUAGGAAAUACUAA
This is a messenger RNA of Cryptosporidium muris RN66, 1587 nucleotides long. Its product is annotated as protein kinase domain-containing protein. The record is from RefSeq and is a predicted model, not a curated record. Gene Ontology annotation, molecular function: protein kinase activity; ATP binding. Lineage: Eukaryota; Apicomplexa; Conoidasida; Eucoccidiorida; Cryptosporidiidae. Gene Ontology annotation, cellular component: cytoplasm; nucleus; centrosome. Bases 1 to 1587 code for a protein of 528 amino acids. The transcript has a single exon. Gene Ontology annotation, biological process: protein phosphorylation; chromosome segregation.